Molecule: messenger RNA, 1674 nt
Organism: Aureobasidium pullulans EXF-150
Lineage: Eukaryota; Fungi; Ascomycota; Dothideomycetes; Dothideales; Saccotheciaceae
Exons: 2
Coding region: 1-1674 (557 amino acids)
Source: RefSeq, a predicted model, not a curated record
AUGGAUCAAGUUGAUCCCCGUCUAUGGAGAGAGUUCAACCGAGGAAGAGAGAUGGCACAUUUCAAACGCCAAUUAGCAGCUGCCAUGGAGUCCAACGACAACGACAACAACCCCACGCCUGUCGAUCUCGAUGAGCACAAGUUGGCACAGCUUGAACGCGAUCCAUACGGCGUCAUGAAUCCCGAACAUAUCGGUCGCGAUGCCAACUUCAAUAUCCUGAGCGCCUUGCCACCCGCCGAUACCGAUGCUUCAGAGUUCGUCGAAUAUGGUAGCGCAAAUGAUGAUGCCGGCAGCCGCGAGACACCAAUAGUCGUUGACGAUGACGCUGCUUCUGCGGCCAGCUCUGAAACUCUUCGCGCAGACAGUCCGUCCCCAUCUCCAUACAACGAUAGCGACGACGCAGGCGAUGCCCACAGAUCCGACGAACUCAGUCAAUUGGGAGUUGAACAUCUGGACGAUGAGGUCGACGAUGAUGAUAUUGGAGACGAUGAGAGUAUCUACAGUGAUGACAGCGAUGGCGACAGCAAUGCGGUCGACAACAUGCUCCGCGAAAACGGCGAAAUCUAUGGCUGCGACACUGACAGUCUUAUCGGCGACAUCAACGGUGACAGCGAGACCGACAGCCUUAGUAAUGAAGUCUCUUACCUGCUUCUUGAAAAGGUCAAAACUCUUGUGGAACAAUUCGACAGAGUGAGCGAAACCAUGGAUAUUGUUGAAACCAAUCUCGUGGCCUUGGAGGAUCACCUACAACGUGGCGCUAGCCUGCACGAUAUUUCGUACCUGCUCGAAUCCUUCAUCAGACUGCGCGAUAUGGUCGGCGAAAUGGAGUCAAAAGUAUCUCACCUGGGUGAUGAAGCUGUUCUCCUGAGCGUAAACCCUCAUGUCGGAGAUAUCGCCGCUGAAAAGGUCAACGACGGACUUGGAAACAUGUUAUUCAUGGGAUGGAGGCUUGGAGCACGUCACAGGAUUCAGAAUCUCGAAUGUGGUAUUCGUGACCUUGUCGAGCAACAACUCACUCCAGCCGCUGACCUUCGAAAUGCACGAGGUGAACAACACGGUACCUACCCUCAACCACCCUUCCGCGCUGGGACAUCAAUUAACGCCAGGAACUCUUUGGCACCGAUAUCGACUGCGGAUGCUGAACUUCGCUACUCGCCACACAAUCCGGAUUACCUACCGUCCACUGGUCCAAGUAACAAUUGCCCCCUGUCACCAGCUCCUUUCGGAUCUUCAGAAGAUCUUUGUGAACCAUCGGUACUGGAGUCCUAUCAAGCCGGCAACUCUUCAGGCUCCAAUGCACACUCACAGCGACACCAAUCACCUUAUGACCACCGACAUCAAACUCCUAGUGGUAGGGGUCAGAUGCAUGGAAGUCAGACUCGCGAAGGUUUAGUCCACGCCGGUCAAUCGCGUGGAAACCCUUACCCUUCCACGCCUCGCAGAAGAACUUACCAUUCGGUGCAUCCUGGGUUCUUGCGACGACUACGACCAGCACCUAUCCGCCCACAGCCCCAAGUCCCCGCGGCAAGAGGCCAAACGUGUGAUGUGAGCAGUGCAAGCUUGCACCCUGAAAAUUCACGGUACGCAUAUAGCUGUCGCAAUGCAUUGUACUUCUGGCAACGGCACUGCCGUCCACAAGAACGCAACGAUCGACACACACUCGCUGGGCACUAG